Messenger RNA from Pestalotiopsis fici W106-1, 1380 nucleotides. RefSeq lists its product as uncharacterized. The record is from RefSeq and is a predicted model, not a curated record. The transcript is spliced from 6 exons. Gene Ontology annotation, molecular function: oxidoreductase activity. The coding region runs from base 1 to 1380 and encodes 459 amino acids. Lineage: Eukaryota; Fungi; Ascomycota; Sordariomycetes; Amphisphaeriales; Sporocadaceae.
AUGGCGACCCCCUACGCAGUCAAGAUUACCCCCGAGAAUACUGGUCUCUGGCACUUUGACCAGACCGAGGCAGCUGCCAACAAGGCCACGGAACUUUUGACAAAGGAUAUUGAAAAGCACCAUGUCUUUUUCAACGAUGAUGGUUUUCACAACCAUAUAAGCCACCAAAUCUUGGCCCUCUACGGCACCGGCGCUUCAGCCCAGGAUCUAGUCAGUGGCUAUAAAGAAAACGAGGGCUAUCAGCGCCCUGCCAUGAAGGCGCAUUCCCAAACUCUAAUCGAUGAGUUACGAGACUGGGAAAAGGCCAAGAAGCGCCUUGGCAAGGGACAGUAUUACACGGAUUGGCUACACUUUUUCCAGCACGAGAUUGAACAUCAUGGCUCCUGGCAGAAAGUGCUCGCCGAAUACAUGUUCAAGGAAAACGAUGCACGUUCCGAGGACAUGCAGGUUCGCAUGUUUGCGGGUUUCGUUCACCCACUGAUCCAACUCAUGUACGGCGUGGAAUGGGACCAACCCGCCAUCGUAGCCAUGGCCCUGGCCCAAGCCUGCGUGCACUCGGACCAGUUCCACGAUUUCAUGAUGGAAGCCGAGACGCGCGCCCACGAGUCGGCCACCACGCCCAUGCCGCGCAUCGGCGAGCUCCUGCGCGACGCGGCCGCCGACCGGGACCUCGUGGCCUCGCCUCGCCUCGACGACGGCAACAAGGUCCGCGACGGCGUCCUCGCGCGGGCACGGGACUCGGCCAUGCGGCUCGCGGCGCGCGUCCGCGUCAUGCCCGAAGAACUCGAGGAGCGCACUGCCGAAAUGUACAAUGCAGCCAUUUAUAUUGCCUCGGCAGCCGCUCUGCACCACAACAAGAACGGGGGUGGCGAAAAAGACCCCAAGUAUGAAUUCUUUCUCAUGCAUCACGUCAACGUGAACCCCAUCUUCAUCACCCUCAACCGGCAGGACUGGAUCCCCAUGCCCCUCAAGGUCCGUUUGCUCGAGUGGAAGAUUCGCAUGGACCUGAUACAGUACACGGCGCGCGGGUCGCCUGAUCUUGACCUCGACCGCAUCCGCGCAUACGUGCCCACGGCCUCGAACCCGGGCCCGGCCGCUGCUUUGCUGCCGCGUAUGCACGCUUUUGUCGACGAUGGGCAUGCCAUUAAGUUGUUCCGGGCCAUUGGUAUCGGCAGAGAAGUCAGCAAGCCCUACGAGCACAAGGAGUGGAUGAUUAUCAAGGGAGACUUAUGGGAUCAGAUUGCCCACAUGGUUGUCGACUCGGUCGAAGCUCCUGGUCCCACCUGGGUUCGAAAUGCCGGAUUUGAUGAGGCGUGGCAGGAUGUCCGAGACCGACAGAACAAGAAGGCAGUUGCUGCGCAGCAGCCUCUAGCAGAGUAA